AUGGCGUCUUAUACACAAGGAUAUGCUAAAGAGAGGUUUACGACAACAGUCAAUCGAAAUUUCCUUUGUUUGAGUUGCUCUAAUGUUCUUAAAGACCCGGUCCUGUGUUCGAGAAACCAACAUUGUUUCUGCCGUGCUUGUAUUACGAAACAUCUCGAGAAUUCACGAAGAUGCCCUACGUGUGCGGAAGAGCUGACCGUAGAGACUCUAGCUGAAGCCAACAAAAUGGUAAAAGAUUAUUUAGAUGAAUUGGAAAUUCAUUGCGUUCACAACAACAGAGGUUGUCAUGAAGUCCUACAACUGCAACAUCUUGACGACCAUGAGGCUACAUGUGGAUUUACGCCAGUCGUUUGUACAAACCAAGGCUGUGGUGCAACUUUAAACCAGUGUGAUCUUAUUCGCCAUGAAUAUGAACUAUGUGAAUUUCGCCAGUCGAAGUGCCAUUUCUGCGGAGAAAUAACAAAAACGUUGGCAGAUAUGGAGACAAAUGUGGCAACCAAUAAAGAUAUACAAACGAAAGUGUUGACAAAUGUGGCCAAUAUGGAAACGCGAAUAGCGAACAUGGAGAAAAAUGCGGCAGGUAUGGAAGGGAAGCUCGAAACUGUAAAUAACGAGGUGAGAGGAUUGAAAACAGCUUUGAUUCAAGGUUUCGAUGAAAUGAAAGAAGUUCUUGUCAAGAUGGAGGGCAAGAUGGAAGAAAAUACACAGAAAGUAAGAAAUAUUAAUAGAGCAAGUGGUGAUAAAGAAAAUAUAAUUGUUGCUGGAGGUACACGGACUGACUCAGUCGAGAUGUUUAACUGGCGCCAAAGAAUUUGGUCCCCAUUACGAUCCUUGCCAAAAGAGCGUUACGGAGCGACAUCAUUUGUUCACAAUAAUCAUGUGACAAUUGCUGGAGGUUACUGUUCUGGCUAUGUUGAUGAAAUAAUUAAAAUGUAUAUCAACUCAAACUCCGAUCCCUCAAUGCACUGGAGUGACUGUCCUGUUAAACUCCCCGCCAAGUUGGUAUACCAUAGCAGUGUGCCGUAUAAGGAUCACUUUAUAGUCAGUGGUGGUUAUGAUGGAAAUGCAGUAUCUGACUGUAUUCAUGAGGUUCAGCUUGUUCCUCCAUAUAAUGUGAACACCUUAUCAAGAAUGUCAGAACCAAGACAGUAUCACGGCAUGCAAUUAUUUGAUGAUAACUUGUUGAUCGUUGGUGGAAGAACAACUGACAGUUCCCAAGAUAGCCUCAGCAGUGUCGUGUUGUAUGAUAUAAAGAAGAAUGCAUAUAAACAGUUGUCACCACUUCCGCAUGAAGUGAGUAUGAUGGCAACUGUGCGAUGGGGAGACAACAUCGUUCUUAUCGGUGGUGUUGACAAACGUGGCAAAGCAUUAGAUACAGUGAUUCUUUACAAUGUCAAGAGUGAGCAAAGUCACAUGCUGCCACCAAUGAAAUACAAGAGAGAGGGAUGUACUGCAGUUGUUAUUGGAAACAGCAUUGUAGUAAUGGGAGGCUCAAGUGGGCUAGGACAACAGAAAACAGUUGAAGCUUUCUAUUUUGAAAGUUAUACUUGGCAAGAACUUCCAGAAAUGUCUCGAGGAAGACGGCUUCACACUGCUGUUGUUGUGUAA
Paramuricea clavata is the source of this 1608-nucleotide messenger RNA. The record is from the annotation of a GenBank genome assembly. NCBI's taxonomy places the organism in Eukaryota, Metazoa, Cnidaria, Anthozoa, Malacalcyonacea, Plexauridae.